Messenger RNA from Sclerotinia sclerotiorum 1980 UF-70, 543 nucleotides. RefSeq lists its product as hypothetical. The record is from RefSeq and is a predicted model, not a curated record. The transcript has 5 exons. NCBI's taxonomy places the organism in Eukaryota, Fungi, Ascomycota, Leotiomycetes, Helotiales, Sclerotiniaceae. Bases 1 to 543 code for a protein of 180 amino acids. Gene Ontology annotation, biological process: cell redox homeostasis; cellular response to oxidative stress; hydrogen peroxide catabolic process. Gene Ontology annotation, cellular component: peroxisome; cytoplasm; mitochondrion. Gene Ontology annotation, molecular function: thioredoxin peroxidase activity.
AUGGCAACCCGAUUCGCCAUACGCCGUCUCGCGACCCCGCAAACCUUCCGCACCUUCUCCACCACCCGCCCAGCAUUCAUCAAAGUGGGCGAUAAAAUCCCCAACCUCAAUACCUUGGUUGAAAAUUCUCCCGGUAACAAAGUAAACUUGGGUGAGCUUACUACUGGAAAAGCCUUGAUUAUUGGGGUACCGGCUGCUUUUAGCCCCUCAUGUUCAAAUUCCCAUAUCCCAGGUUAUAUCAAUCAUCCUAAGCUCAAGGAAGCUGGUGAUGUAUUUGUAGUUGCUGUUAAUGAUCCAUUUGUUACCAAAGCAUGGGGUUCAACUCUCGAUCCUACCGGUGAAUCUGGUAUCCGCUUCCUCGGCGAUCCAACCGCCUCUUUUACAUCUGCCCUCGAUCUAACCUUCGACGGUACCUCCAUCUUCGGUGGUCCCCGCAGUAAACGUUACGCUAUGGAAAUCGAAGAUGGAAAGGUUAAGGCUCUUCAUGUUGAACCUGAUAAUACUGGUUUAAAUGUCAGCGCCGCCGAAAAAGUCCUCGGGUAA